AUGUUCGUCACGAGGAGUCUCUCGAGACACUGCUCGAGAACUUGUAAAUGGUCUUUAUCUUCUCUCCUUCAAUCCGAUUCAUGUAUUGGGAAUCGGGUUUUGUCAUCGAGUCCUGAUACGAGCACUGGUAGCUCAAGUGUAGGAGGUAACUCUAAUUCGCUUCAGCCAUUGAUGAAUCAAGUGUUCAAAGGAUGGUCUCGAGGUAUGUCAACAUCGAGAGGAAGGAGUAUGAGGAGCAAAGUUGAGAGUAGAAUGCGGAAAGAGUCUGGUAAGACGUUAAGAGAGAUUAGGAGAGCUAAGAAGUUGAAGAAGAAACUCAUGACUGAUGAAGAACGGCUCAUUUACAAUCUCAAAAGGGCGAAGAAGAAAGUUGCGCUUUUGUUGCAAAAGCUUAAGAAGUAUGAUCUUCCUGAGCUACCGUCUCCGGUGCAUGAUCCUGAGCUUUUCACAUCCGAGCAGAUACAAGCGUUCAAGAAAAUCGGAUUCAAGAAUAAAAACUAUGUUCCUGUUGGUGUUCGUGGAGUCUUUGGAGGAGUGGUGCAAAAUAUGCAUAUGCACUGGAAGUUUCAUGAGACUGUGCAAGUUUGUUGUGAUAACUUCCCUAAGGAAAAGAUUAAAGAGAUGGCAAGCAUGAUAGCAAGACUUAGCGGCGGGAUAGUCAUUAACAUACAUAAUGUGAAAACUAUUAUUAUGUUUCGUGGUAGAAACUACCGGCAGCCCAAGAACUUAAUCCCUGUUAACACCCUCACAAAGCGGAAGGCUUUAUUCAAAGCGAGAUUUGAACAAGCGCUUGAGUCUCAGAAGCUGAACAUAAAGAAAACAGAACAACAGCUACGGAGAAUGGGUGUUAACCCCGAAGAUCCGGUUGCCAUGGCUAGCAUCCAGAGAGUUGCCUCAACAUUCUUCAAUGCAAUCGACAAAAAGGAAGGAAGUCCGUAUGUCUUCCAUGGAGAUAAACAAGCAGAACGAGGCGGUGGUGUUGAAAAUACAGAAGAAUCAGAACCGGUCGAUGAAGAUAGUGACCAGGAGGAGCUAGACAGAUUCAUAGCUGAGAUAGAAGAAGCAGCAGACAAGGAGUGGGAGGAAGAGGAAGCUGCUGAGCAAGAAGAAUCUGGUCGGAUAAGGUAUUGGAACCGAGAGGAGUUUGCAGGAAGAAGCAGAACACCUGAACUGCGUAGUUAUGGAGAUUCAAGUCAUGGCUUUAGAAGAAAUGAAAGGGAUACACGUAGCCAGAGGAGGUCCAGCGAUGGUGAUGAAGAUGACGACGGUGAAUUUGAUUCUGAUGAGGAUGAUGAAAUUCCAAAGAGAUUUGAUAGAGCAAGAUCAUCAUCAAACAUAAACACAAGAAGGCCGAGAGAGGAUUUUAAGAGAAGAAGCCCCGAUCCUCGACCUCGACCUCGACCUCGACCUCAAGUGAGGAGUGAUGACGAUGUAUUGAGUGAUCUUGAUAACACAAUGUGGGAAUCAGAAGAUGAAGAAGAUGCACCACCGGCGAAUUAUAUUUCGAGCAGUGAUGAUGAGGAUGAAAACAGAACAAUCUCAUCAUCUAAACAACCAAGAUUCAGGAACAGUAAUUCAAUCAACAAUUCAAAGACUAAAAGUGGAAAACAGAGGGAUGAGGAUUGGGAUAGUGAUUAGAAAGGAAGACUACAAGAUCACAGAGUUUCUGAUAUUGUUAUUUGUCUUCAUUGGUGCCUAAUUAUCAAAUGAGAAACUGAGAGAUGUUAAACUCUGGUCUGAAUAUUGAAGGCUGAUCUAUCUAUUGUUAAGUUCAGUUUCUGAUAGUUCAGUGAAAGAUAAAGAACAUGAUACGCCAAACUCUGUUCUUCCCAUUUGUAAUUCAGAUUCUGGUAUUACAGUGGCAAAUUAAGAUGA
Molecule: messenger RNA, 1875 nt
Organism: Camelina sativa (false flax)
Lineage: Eukaryota; Viridiplantae; Streptophyta; Magnoliopsida; Brassicales; Brassicaceae
Product: CRM-domain containing factor CFM9, mitochondrial-like
Molecular function (GO): RNA binding
Source: RefSeq, a predicted model, not a curated record